GUCUCUGUCUCUGUCUCGUUCUCUCUUUCUCUUUCUCUCUCUCUCUCUCUCUAAAACUUUCUCACUCUACCUGACUGAAAUUCUCUGGUUUUAUCGUUUUCCCGGAAGUAGAUCUCUGUCUUUCGCCGGCGGAAAUAAUCGGAUCCGGGUGGAAGGGUCGAAUCCCAUGUGCGGACUUUGACUGUUGCCAUGGGACAGUGCUACGGCAAGACCAAUCCCACCGCGGAGAACGAAAAUGAACAUGACCCAAACACAACCACCAUAAUUGCCACCUCCGGCAACGAUGACGGACCUCGCUCUCCGCUUCCCUCCGACGGCGGCUUCUCCAACGGGUUUCCGUCGGUUAAGAACACGCCAGCUCGGUCCUCCUCGCACGCCAGCCCAUGGCCGAGCCCUUACCCUCACGGAGUAAACCCGAGCCCGUCUCCGGCGAGGGCCACGACUCCCAGGAGGUUUUUCAGGCGUCCUUUUCCGCCGCCGUCUCCGGCGAAGCAUAUAAGGGCGUCACUGGCGAAGAGGCUUGGGCAGGCGAAGCCGAAGGAAGGGCCAAUCCCGGAGGAGGGUGGGGCGGAAGCGGAGCAGUCGCUGGAUAAGAGCUUUGGGUAUAGCAAGAACUUUGGAGCUAAGUAUGAGUUGGGAAAGGAAGUGGGGAGAGGGCAUUUUGGUCAUACGUGCUCUGCAAGGGGCAAAAAGGGUGACCUCAAAGACCAUCCUGUUGCUGUUAAAAUCAUUUCCAAGGCCAAGAUGACCACAGCAAUAGCGAUUGAAGAUGUUCGUAGGGAGGUGAAGCUGUUAAGAGCUCUAUCUGGGCAUAAGCAUCUCGUCAAAUUUCAUGAUGCUUGUGAGGAUGCCAAUAAUGUGUACAUAGUUAUGGAAUUGUGUGAAGGUGGGGAGCUUCUUGACCGAAUUUUGUCAAGGGGAGGAAAGUAUACAGAGGAGGAUGCGAAGAUUAUAGUUUUGCAGGUUCUAAGCAUAGUUGCUUUUUGUCAUCUUCAGGGUGUUAUGCACCGUGACCUGAAACCCGAGAAUUUUCUCUUCACUUCAAGAAGUGAAGAUGCUGAUAUGAAGCUUAUUGAUUUUGGUCUGUCUGACUUCAUCAGGCCAGAUGAACGUCUGAAUGACAUUGUUGGGAGUGCAUAUUAUGUUGCACCUGAGGUCCUUCACAGGUCAUAUAGUGUGGAAGCAGAUAUAUGGAGCAUUGGUGUAAUUACCUACAUCUUAUUGUGUGGAAGUAGACCUUUCUGGGCACGAACAGAAUCUGGAAUUUUUCGUGCAGUGCUCAGAGCUGAUCCUAACUUUGAUGAUUUACCUUGGCCAUCUGUAUCUGCAGAGGCCAAGGACUUUGUUAAAAGGCUGCUAAACAAGGACUACAGGAAAAGAAUGACUGCUGCCCAAGCUUUAACUCACCCUUGGUUGAGGGAUGACAGCCGUCCUAUCCCUUUAGAUAUAUUAAUUUUUAAAUUGGUGAAGUCGUAUCUUCAUGCGACGCCAUUCAAACGAGCAGCACUGAAGGCCCUUGCAAAAGCCUUGACAGAGGAUCAGCUUGUGUAUCUUAGAGCGCAAUUCAUAUUGUUGGAACCAAAUAGAGAUGGGCAUGUCUCCCUUGACAAUUUCAAAAUGGCUCUUGUACGUCAUGCAACUGAUGCCAUGAGGGAAUCAAGGGUUCUUGACAUCAUACAUGCGAUGGAACCACUUGCCUACAGAAAGAUGGAUUUUGAAGAAUUUUGUGCAGCUGCAACUAGCACAUAUCAAUUGGAGGCACUUGAUAGGUGGGAAGAUAUUGCCAGCACUGCUUUUGAGCAUUUUGAGGGAGAGGGCAACCGGGUGAUAUCGAUUGAAGAAUUAGCAAGGGAACUGAAUCUUGGUCCUUCAUCUUAUUCAAUUCUCAAAGAUUGGAUACGAAAUACUGAUGGAAAACUUAGUUUACUCGGAUAUACAAAAUUUUUGCAUGGCGUGACUCUCCGGACUUCAAUCCCAAGACCCCGUUAGUCUUAAGCCCUUCGACAUAUAAAGGUGGGGAAAGAAAGAUCGAUAGGUUUUUAAGGAAAUUUUUUUCUUGAUUUUAAUUUCUGGGUGGGGGAAAAGAAGAAUGUGUAUAAAUUAAUGUGUUAGCAAAGCUAAUAUGGGAAAUGUUGAGUCAAUUCCCUUGCCCUAUUUUGCAGAUGAUAUGUUCCUACGGGUUUGAGCCCAUGCUUAUUCAUUUGUUUGUGAAUGCCGAA
Messenger RNA from Gastrolobium bilobum, 2219 nucleotides. RefSeq names its product CDPK-related kinase 3. Lineage: Eukaryota; Viridiplantae; Streptophyta; Magnoliopsida; Fabales; Fabaceae. Gene Ontology annotation, molecular function: calcium-dependent protein serine/threonine kinase activity; calcium/calmodulin-dependent protein kinase activity; calmodulin binding. Gene Ontology annotation, cellular component: nucleus; cytoplasm. Bases 190 to 1989 code for a protein of 599 amino acids. The transcript has 11 exons. Gene Ontology annotation, biological process: intracellular signal transduction; protein autophosphorylation; peptidyl-serine phosphorylation. The record is from RefSeq and is a predicted model, not a curated record.